Molecule: messenger RNA, 3672 nt
Organism: Cucumis melo (muskmelon)
Lineage: Eukaryota; Viridiplantae; Streptophyta; Magnoliopsida; Cucurbitales; Cucurbitaceae
Product: plasma membrane ATPase 3
Exons: 22
Coding region: 513-3392 (959 amino acids)
Biological process (GO): regulation of intracellular pH; proton export across plasma membrane
Cellular component (GO): plasma membrane
Molecular function (GO): P-type proton-exporting transporter activity; ATP binding; ATP hydrolysis activity
Source: RefSeq, a predicted model, not a curated record
GACCAUUACCGGUGUCACUCUCUCUCUCUAUCACUCCGCCCACGACUGGCCUAUUUUUCUUUUCAUUCUUUCCUUCAUUCUCAUUCUCUUUCUCUUUCUCCCUCACUCUCACAACUUCCUCUUCCCUCCUUAACUCUCUCUGCUUUUCACUCCUCACAUCCUCUCUCUCUCUCUCUCUCCCUCUUCACGUUCUUCACCUUCUUCCAUUCCCACUUUCUCCCUCUGCCUUUUCAGUUUCUUCCCUCUCUGCUUUACUUCACUCAGUGUAAUUUGUCAGGAAACAUGCUCAAAUGGGUGCCUGAAUCGACUGUUCAUAUUUUUCCGGCGAGAGAUUAGGUCGAGUUCUCGCGAUUCAACUUCGAAAACCUGUAACAGAGUGUUGUUCAACCGGAGACAUCUCAAUCUUUCUCACCAGCACUACUGCAAAUCGUUAUCUGGCAUUGGGAUUUGAGUCUAUCAAGUGUUUGGUGACCAUUGGAGAUUUUGAGCUGACGUUAUAGCGUCAAAAGAAAAUGGAAGAAAAGGGAGAGAAGCCUGAGGUUUUGGAGGCUGUAUUGAAGGAAACUGUGGACUUGGAAAACAUACCCAUCGAGGAGGUUUUUGAUAAUCUGAGAUGUAGCAAAGAGGGUCUUACGACAGCAGCAGCUGAGGAACGGCUUGUAAUUUUUGGUCACAACAAGCUUGAGGAGAAGAAGGAAAGUAAAAUAUUGAAGUUUUUGGGGUUUAUGUGGAACCCCUUAUCAUGGGUAAUGGAGGCUGCUGCUAUUAUGGCCAUUGCACUCGCAAAUGGUGGAGGAAAGCCUCCUGACUGGCAGGAUUUUGUUGGUAUUAUCGCCCUGCUGCUUAUCAACUCAACAAUUAGUUUCAUUGAGGAAAAUAAUGCCGGAAACGCUGCAGCUGCGCUAAUGGCCAGUUUAGCUCCCCAAGCCAAGAUUCUUCGAGAUGGAAGGUGGAGUGUACAAGAUGCGUCAGUUUUAGUUCCUGGUGAUAUUAUAAGUAUCAAACUUGGGGAUAUUAUUCCAGCUGAUGCACGUCUUCUGGAGGGGGAUCCAUUGAAAAUCGAUCAGUCUGCACUUACAGGCGAGUCUCUUCCUGUUACUAAAGGUCCCGGCGAUGGCAUAUACUCUGGUUCUACUUGUAAACAAGGAGAGAUCGAAGCGGUGGUAAUUGCCACUGGUGUUCAUACUUUCUUUGGCAAAGCUGCCCACCUUGUUGACACCACUAACCAAGUGGGACACUUCCAAAAGGUCUUGACUGCAAUUGGGAACUUCUGCAUUUGUUCCAUUGCUGUGGGCAUGAUUACAGAAAUUAUUGUCAUGUACCCUAUCCAAGAUCGUGACUAUCGUCCUGGAAUUGACAAUCUUCUUGUGCUUUUGAUUGGAGGAAUUCCAAUUGCCAUGCCCACAGUUCUCUCUGUGACAAUGGCUAUUGGCUCUCAUAGGUUAUCUCAGCAGGGUGCUAUCACAAAGAGGAUGACUGCAAUUGAAGAAAUGGCAGGAAUGGAUGUGCUUUGCAGUGACAAGACGGGAACACUGACAUUAAACAAGCUAACUGUCGACAAAAAUCUUGUUGAGGUUUUUGCUAAAGGAGUGGAUGUCGAUACUGUGGUUCUCAUGGCAGCCCGGGCAUCAAGAACAGAGAAUCAAGAUGCUAUUGAUACUGCCAUUGUUGGGAUGCUUGCUGACCCAAAAGAGGCUCGUGCUGGUAUUCAAGAAGUACACUUCCUUCCAUUUAACCCUACUGAUAAGCGGACUGCAUUGACUUAUAUAGACGGUGAAGGUAAAAUGCAUAGAGUCAGCAAAGGGGCACCCGAGCAGAUUCUGAACCUUGCACACAAUAAGUCAGAGAUUGAGCGCAAAGUUCAUGCUGUGAUAGACAAGUUUGCAGAGCGAGGUUUACGCUCCCUUGCUGUGGCAUACCAGGAAGUUCCAGAUGGUCGAAAGGAGAGUGCUGGAGGUCCAUGGCAGUUUGUUGGCCUCCUGCCACUGUUUGACCCACCAAGGCAUGACAGUGCAGAGACAAUAAGGAGGGCAUUAAAUCUUGGAGUGAAUGUGAAGAUGAUUACUGGUGACCAGCUGGCCAUUGGAAAGGAAACAGGACGUCGCUUGGGGAUGGGAACCAACAUGUAUCCCUCAUCUGCUUUGCUAGGACAGGACAAGGAUGAGUCUAUUGCUGCUUUACCUGUUGAUGAACUGAUAGAAAAAGCUGAUGGCUUUGCUGGCGUUUUUCCUGAGCACAAAUAUGAGAUUGUAAAGCGCCUGCAGGCAAGGAAACAUAUCUGUGGAAUGACUGGGGAUGGAGUAAAUGAUGCUCCUGCCCUCAAAAAAGCUGACAUAGGGAUAGCUGUCGCUGAUGCUACAGAUGCUGCUCGCAGUGCUUCAGACAUAGUCCUUACAGAGCCUGGUUUGAGUGUUAUCAUUAGUGCUGUUUUGACCAGCCGUGCUAUCUUUCAGAGGAUGAAAAAUUACACUAUAUAUGCAGUUUCGAUCACUAUUCGUAUAGUGCUUGGUUUCAUGUUGCUGGCUCUCAUAUGGAAAUUUGACUUCCCACCAUUUAUGGUGCUUAUCAUUGCCAUUCUCAAUGAUGGUACAAUAAUGACGAUUUCAAAGGAUAGAGUAAAACCGUCUCCUUUGCCUGAUAGCUGGAAACUGGCUGAAAUUUUCACAACUGGCAUUAUACUUGGCGGUUACUUGGCAAUGAUGACUGUUAUCUUCUUUUGGGCGGCCUAUAAGACAAACUUUUUUCCACGAGUCUUUGGGGUAGCAACUCUCGAGAAAACUGCUCACGAUGACAUAAGGAAACUGGCCUCAGCAGUGUAUCUUCAAGUAAGCACUAUAAGUCAGGCUCUCAUAUUUGUUACUCGCUCUCGAAGUUGGUCUUAUGUGGAACGUCCUGGGUUAUUACUGGUUGCAGCUUUUCUGGUUGCACAGCUGAUUGCUACUUUAAUUGCGGUUUAUGCAAACUGGGGCUUUGCUGCCAUUGAAGGAAUUGGAUGGGGUUGGGCUGGUGUUAUCUGGCUUUACAACAUUAUCUUUUACAUCCCACUUGAUCUCAUUAAGUUCUUUAUACGAUAUGCUUUGAGUGGGAGGGCUUGGGAUCUUGUUAUUGAACAGAGGAUUGCCUUCACGAGACAAAAGGAUUUUGGGAAGGAACAACGGGAGCUACAAUGGGCUCAUGCGCAAAGAACAUUACACGGAUUGCAAGCACCUGACGCCAAAAUGUUCCACGACCGAACUCAUUUCACCGAGCUCAAUCAGAUGGCUGAAGAAGCCAAAAGGAGAGCUGAAAUUGCAAGGUUGAGGGAACUACACACCUUGAAAGGCCAUGUUGAAUCAGUGGUGAGGCUGAAAGGACUUGACAUUGACACAAUUCAGCAAGCUUACACAGUGUGAAGAAGAAACACUGUUUGAGAUCACUCUCAUUGUAAAUCAUGGCAACUUUGUCAGUUCUGAAACUGAAGAAAAUUUGCAAAACCAUAAUGUUUUGUUUAAUAUUCUAAAUGAGUCCUAAUGUCUAUUUUAAUGAAUAUCUAAAUCACUCGUCUCCAUCCCCCAAUCUUAGCAAUGCUUGCAUUCUGCAUUCUCAGAAAUGCUUCAGUAGGUCUAUAAUACGACCAACUUUUUUUGUAGCUUACACAGAUUAAUUUAUUAUAUACUUUGUUACUGUUGUUAA